AGGGCAGCAUCCCCAGACCAGGCUUCCUUGUACGUCAUGUGCUUCUGCCUCCGCCUGCCGCAGCUGCUCUCCACGUGUGUGGCCUUCUCACUGGUGUUCGACAGGGGCAUUCUGUGGGGGGACAUAAGUUACUGGUUCAUGUUCAGCCGGUGCUUCUGUUUCAUCUUGACGCUCAUCAUCUCCAUACUCGAGUUACUUAGGCUUCAGUCCGAUCUUCCUUUCUUCUGGUACAACUUCUCUGUCACAUGCGCCUGCUACGCCACCCUCAUCUGCCUCUCAGCCUCCAUCAUCUACUCCAUCACCUACGUCCAUUUCCUGCCUUAUGGCCCCAACCGGCACCGGGCCAUCGCUGCCACUGAAUUGUCCUGCGUGGCGUGUGUGCUUUAUAGCAUAGAAGUAGCCUGCACGUGGGACUGCUAUGGGCUCAAGGAGAUCACCCGCUACGUGCACACUGUGCCCGGCCUGCUGAAGGUGCUGGAGACCUUUGUAGUCAGUGUCAUCUUCACCUUCCUCAGCAACACCUCCCUGUACCUGCACCAGCCGGCCCUGGAGUGGUGCGUGGCCGUGUACUCCAUCUGCUUCAUCCUGUCAUCCGUGGCCAUCCUGCUGAACCUGGGCAAAUGGGAAUACAGGCUGCCUGUCCCCUUCCCCAUUAUCCAGUUGGGGCUGAGCCUGCUCUCCAUCCUCCUCUACAUCAGCACUCUGGUCCUCUGGCCUCUGUAUCAGUUCAACCAGAAGUUGGGCGGGCAGCCCCAGCGGUUGAGAGAUGUCAGCUGCAGUGAUGAGCUUACCUACAACAUGUGCACCUGGGACCAACGACUGGCUGUGGCCACCUUGACAACCAUCAACCUGCUGCUUUUCGUGGCCGACCUGGUGUACUGGGCCCACCAGGUUUCUGCAGGGACUGAGGAUCAGCCCAGGGACUCCUGA
Hippopotamus amphibius kiboko is the source of this 930-nucleotide messenger RNA. Its product is annotated as myeloid-associated differentiation marker-like. Gene Ontology annotation, cellular component: cell-cell junction; plasma membrane. Lineage: Eukaryota; Metazoa; Chordata; Mammalia; Artiodactyla; Hippopotamidae. The record is from RefSeq and is a predicted model, not a curated record. Bases 37 to 930 code for a protein of 297 amino acids. The transcript has a single exon.